Saccoglossus kowalevskii is the source of this 1118-nucleotide messenger RNA. RefSeq lists its product as uncharacterized. The record is from RefSeq and is a predicted model, not a curated record. NCBI's taxonomy places the organism in Eukaryota, Metazoa, Hemichordata, Enteropneusta, Harrimaniidae.
GCUACCUAACCCCUGCAUACAAACUGAUACAACAGAGCGAACAGAAAGCAACAUUGAAAAACAGUGCCUCAUUAUUUAGUUUCCAAAUGGAUCGUACAAUGUAUACUAAAGAAUGGAAACAUGCACUGGAUGAACUGCCUUUUAAAGAUAUAGACCAGAUUGUGACAACACUACUUGGUCAUGAUAAUGGCAGCACAGUUUCGGAAGUGCAUGCAUUAAUAGAACAAAAAGGAACUGAUUAUAUGGAUGGUAGAUUAAAACAACUUGGUUUUACUGAUAGUCUAGUGCGGUCACAUAUAAUAGGACGUCUUGAGUUAAACUCCCUGAAAAGUGAAUGCAAAGAUAAAAUUAGUGUCAGUGAUAUUAAGAAUUUUAUAAGAACAAAGCGCACAUAUCUACAUCCUGAAGAUAGAAGACUGAUAGAGGCAGUAGUAACACAUGUGAUUAAUGAGGUUCCAUCAGAAGCAUUAUCAAAUGCAGAAGUAAUCUGUGAGAGUGACAGAAUCUGUAUUGUCUUCUAUUGUGGAAACGAGAAAAAUUCCUACAAAGUGAAGCGGAGAGACGGAAAAGAUAUUUUUAUAGUUGAGAAUGAGGAAAAGUUACGCUGGCCACAAAUUGAAUGCCAAGGUUCAAUUAGUGUCAGUGAUAUUGAGCAUUUUAUAAAGGUCAAUCACAAGUAUUUACAUCCUGAAGACAUAAAACUGUUACAGGCAGCAGUAACAAAUGUAAUUAAAGAGGUUCCAUCAGAAGCAUUAUCAAAUGGAGAGGUAAUCUGUGAAAGUGAAAGAAUCUAUAUUGUCUUCUAUUGUGGAGACAAAGAAAAUACCCACUAAGUGAAGCAGGAAGAAGGGAAAAAUAAAUUGGAAGUUAUAAAAUGUCGUCCAAAUAUGUCUCCAAAGGGCGAUGGCUCUGCUGGAGCUGGUGCAGUUACAAAACUAGGUGUGGGUGUUGGUACAGGCGCGGUAGUUGGUGCAAUUGGUGGUGGCAUAGUAGCUGGGCUACCUGGUAUUGCAGCUGGAGCAGCUAUUGGAGGCACCGCUGGAUUAGCUUUGGGAUGUACACUUGUACCUGAAUCUGCUGUUGGAAGAAUGUCCCUUGGUACAGCAGCAUGUGCUGUA